This is a messenger RNA of Oppiella nova, 399 nucleotides long. The record is from the annotation of a GenBank genome assembly. Lineage: Eukaryota; Metazoa; Arthropoda; Arachnida; Sarcoptiformes; Oppiidae.
AUGGAUAAAGUGAUGAUUACCUCAGAUGUCGGUCACUCGAGGUGUCCUUUGAGUGCUGACAACGAGGACUCGACGCGACUAUUGUAUGGCUUCCUCUACUCUCUCAAGUCAUUCACCGCACGAAUAGGUCCGGUGGUGAGCAAAGACAACAACUUCUUGACCUACUCGACGAAUGCCUAUCAGUUGAUAUUCUACGAAAUGGCCACUUCUGUCAAGUUUGUGCUCCUCGUGAGUCCCGACUCCACCAAAAACAACGAGUACUACAAACAACUUCUUCGUGAUAUGUAUCGCAUUGUUUACGUCGAGUAUUACGUGAAGAAUGGCAUCAGAAGUGAGUCGCAAGUCAUUGAUUCGCAACUAUUUCGCGACAAAUUGGUUGAGUUCUUCAGUAAAGUCUAA